Molecule: messenger RNA, 356 nt
Organism: Acanthoscelides obtectus
Lineage: Eukaryota; Metazoa; Arthropoda; Insecta; Coleoptera; Chrysomelidae
Source: the annotation of a GenBank genome assembly
UGGGUGCAAAAAAAUGGAACUUUCAGUACUCUGUAGUGGUGCGAGGGAUGUCUUUUAAGUUUUGCAUAUGGAAAUAAAACAACACGAAUGUUGGGCGCUGAAGGAAGUUCAGAUUACUGUCCCACCAUUAGCGAGAUCCGGUGAUACAGUCACCUUACGCUGUGAGUACGACCUUGAAGAAGUUGCGCUGUACUCCAUCAAAUGGUACAGGGGAGACGAAGAGUUUUACAGAUACAUUCCUAAGGAAUCUCCGCCGUUUAGAGCUUUCCCUGUUAAUCACGUCAAUGUUGACGUAAGUAUGUACAUACAGUUUACUCGUAUGUAUGGUUCUGGAACUGUAAACUGUAAAGGCUAAC